Messenger RNA from Salvelinus fontinalis (brook trout), 990 nucleotides. RefSeq lists its product as uncharacterized. NCBI's taxonomy places the organism in Eukaryota, Metazoa, Chordata, Actinopteri, Salmoniformes, Salmonidae. The transcript has 6 exons. The record is from RefSeq and is a predicted model, not a curated record. Gene Ontology annotation, molecular function: 2 iron, 2 sulfur cluster binding. The coding region runs from base 460 to 975 and encodes 171 amino acids.
GCACAUCUGGGACUAACGUUCCUAGGUAUUAUGCUGCGUUCAUGUCAUGUCAAACUCAGGACCUGUGACUUAAAAUGAACUAAAGUUAUUUGCGUAAAGCUUCCUAUUGGUUAAUUCUGGUACCAACCGAAGUGGGAAACUCAGGAUCCGAUUCUUCCGCCUAGGUUAGCAAGUGGAACAUUUCAGAGUUUCCAACAUGAGUGAACACGCAUUAGCCACCCUAGCAUGGUGGAUUAAAAUUGUGUUUCAUAAAGUACACAUACUUUCCCUGUUUUUUUCGAGGAAAAAAGGAAAUUGACACCCUUGCAGCGUGAAUGGAGAAUGUUUUAUGUACAAACCUGACCAUGGGGAAUACAAGUGUAUAGCUGGCUGCAUCGUCAUCUGCUGGCCUUGAGGCUGUACUCUGAGGAUGGUGAACACAUUGUCCUGGUUCACACAGAAGAUGACAGAUUCUGGGCUAUGGAUUCAUCCUGUCCCCAUGAAGGAGGCCCUCUUGACCUCGGUGACAUUGAGGACCUGGGAGAUGGGAAGAGGGUUCUGGUCUGUCCCUGGCAUCACUUUGACUUCUGCCUGGAGUCAGGUGCCUCUUCCAUGGGACUACAGAACCAGGUGUAUGAGGUCAGAGUUGUCCAAGACAUGAUUUAUAUCAACACACAGAAUGAGCUGUGUCUAAGUCCCAUCCCAGAGACAGACACAUCUAAUGGCAAGUUGUCAGUAGAUGAUGUUGAGCCAUCACCCUCUGAGGACACACUGUGCUUCUGGGCUACAAAGAUCCUCUGCACACCGGACCCCAAAGAGAAGGUAGCCAUGACGCUAGAGGUCCAGGAGAGGUGGAACAGUGGGGAGAUAACAGAAGUGGGUCAGGCUACACCACCUGUCCAGCCAAGCAGGAAGGAGAACCUGACCGUACUGCAGCCGGGCAAAAUCAAGCGUGGCAAAGGUGGCACACAGGUCAGUGUUAAGAACACCCUCUAAUCACUCAGACCAGAC